AUGACCAAUUACUCUAUUACUCCCUCCACCUUCACCUCUCCUGCAACUAAUAAAUUAGAUAACGCGAGUGAACGUACUGCUUUUUCGCCGUUACUUUUUAACGUGUGCAUCACUAUUUCCAUUUUAUUCAGAAAGAUAAUUAAUGAUUUGAGUUAUCGGUUAUUCCUGGCAGAGUUACCCAAGACAAGAAAUUCUGCCUCUGUGUACAGAUUUGUGAUAGCACAUGGAGAUGUCCGACUUUGGGAAAUCGAGAAGGUUGGCCGGGCCGAAUUCUACAAAGGAUUGACAGAAUACCCUGAUUUAUCAAAGGGUUUUGGUUUGGGAAGUCAAGAAUAA
Messenger RNA from Funneliformis caledonium, 336 nucleotides. Lineage: Eukaryota; Fungi; Glomeromycota; Glomeromycetes; Glomerales; Glomeraceae. The record is from the annotation of a GenBank genome assembly.